UUUAACUUUAUGCCGAACGCCGAAUGCCGAUAAUGCUUUUUUCUCACUCAUCACCAAUGUCUUGUGGAUUUUAAUAAAUUAUUUUUAAUUUUAGCUUAUAGUUCACCUUUUUAAAAUUCUUAUUAGUUUAUUGAUUUUUAGCUUACUUGUCAACAUUGCAAUUAAGUAUCUUCAAACUAUACUUUAUAUUAAACCUUAAACAUUAUGAGUGAAACACCAAAAAUUCCAAACGAGCAACAAGCAAACACAGAAGUCACAAAAACAAAAAAAAAACGAAAUAGAAACCGUAAAAACAAUGUUAAAGCAGAACAAAGCACUCAGAACGGAACUGUCGAAGAAACUACUCUACCAUCUACUAUUUCUAUUCAAGAUAUUCAAAAAGCAAUGGAAGUCUUCUCACUUCAACAAAGAGCAGCUAAAACUCCAGAAGAGGCUUUACAUAAACAAUAUCGUUUUUGGUACACACAACCAGUACCUAAAAUGACUGAAAAGAUAGUUAGUGAUGGUCCAAUUGAAGAGGAUAAAACAAUAGAUCAGAUUAGAAAAGAACCAUUUACAUUGCCUGAUGGUUUUCAAUGGGAUACACUUAGUCUUGACGAUCCUUUUGUUUUAAAAGAAUUGUACACAUUAUUAAAUGAAAACUAUGUUGAAGAUGAAGAUAGCAUGUUUCGAUUUGAUUAUCAGCCUCAUUUUUUAAAAUGGGCUCUUCAACCUCCUGGAUGGUUAAAAGAAUGGCAUGUUGGAGUACGAGUUAUUAAAAGUAAUAAAUUAGUUGGUUUCAUUAGUGCCAUCCCAGCUUUGCUUAAAGUUUAUAACAAGUCUCAAAAAAUGGUUGAAAUUAAUUUUCUUUGCGUUCAUAAAAAAUUACGUAGUAAAAGAGUAGCUCCAGUUUUGAUCCGUGAAAUAACAAGACGUGUGAAUCAGAUGGGUAUUUUUCAAGCUGUUUAUACAGCUGGAAUAGUUUUACCUAAACCUAUAGGAACCUGCAGAUAUUGGCAUCGUUCUUUAAAUCCAAAGAAGUUAAUAGAAGUUAAGUUUUCACACUUGAGUCGCAAUAUGACCAUGCAACGAACAUUAAAGUUACAUAAACUUCCUGAUUCAACUCGCACUCCUGGAUUUCGCAAAUUGACUGAAAAAGACUUGCCGCAAGCUCGAAAAUUACUUUCUAGUUAUAUGAAAACCUUUGAUUUGUCACCUUCAUUUUCUGAUGAAGAAUUCAAACAUUGGUUCCUGCCUCAGGAAGGCAUUAUCGAUGCCUAUGUUGUUGUAAAUGAUAACAAAAUUACAGAUUUAGUUAGUUUUUAUACUCUUCCUUCGACUAUUAUGCAUCACCCAACUUAUCGUACAUUGAAGGCAGCAUAUUCUUUUUAUAAUGUGUCUACUAAAACGCCAUGGGUUGAUCUUAUGCAAGACGCUCUUAUUUCGGCUAGAGAUGCUAACUUUGAUGUGUUCAACGCCUUAGACCUUAUGGACAAUAGGGAAUUUUUGGAGCAACUUAAAUUUGGAGUUGGAGAUGGAAACUUACAAUACUAUUUAUACAAUUGGAAAUGUCCUGAAAUUGAAAGUGAAAAGAUUGGAUUAAUCCUUCAAUAAUAAGUGUCACUGAAUAAAAGUUGAAUAAUCUGUGUACAAUAUAUGAAUAAUAAUUUAUCCCAACAACAAUUGAUUAAUAAUGUAAGUUAUAUUUAUAAAUAUAUAUAUUUUUCCUUUUUUUAAAUAUUUUGCAAUUGUAAUAAUUUUUUAACUGGUAAAAAAUGAAUUUAAAAUAGUGCAAACAAAUUUAAUACUUAAGUUUUAAUGAAUGUUAAUUGUUGGUUAGGGAAGAAACAACAGACAGUAUAUAUUAUUAUUGUGUAGUUAUUAAAAAUAGCAAAUUUUUCUGUCACAAUUUUUCAUAAUAAUAUAUAUUAGGUUUUGGAAUUUAUUUGUAAAGGUAGUUACUAUUGAUAUUACCUAUUAAAAUCAAUGAUCAUCAAUAAAAUAUUUUGUGAA
Rhopalosiphum maidis (corn leaf aphid) is the source of this 1992-nucleotide messenger RNA. It is a transcript of the gene Nmt, whose product is annotated as glycylpeptide N-tetradecanoyltransferase 1. The record is from RefSeq and is a predicted model, not a curated record. Gene Ontology annotation, biological process: N-terminal peptidyl-glycine N-myristoylation. NCBI's taxonomy places the organism in Eukaryota, Metazoa, Arthropoda, Insecta, Hemiptera, Aphididae. Bases 205 to 1593 code for a protein of 462 amino acids. The transcript has 11 exons. Gene Ontology annotation, molecular function: glycylpeptide N-tetradecanoyltransferase activity. Gene Ontology annotation, cellular component: cytoplasm.